Messenger RNA from Striga asiatica, 2122 nucleotides. The record is from the annotation of a GenBank genome assembly. Lineage: Eukaryota; Viridiplantae; Streptophyta; Magnoliopsida; Lamiales; Orobanchaceae.
UGAUUUUGUUUUAUUUGCUCUCCCGUGCUAUUCUUCCUGUUAAUAGUGACAAAGUGACGGUGCAUAAACCCCACAGAGAGAUUCCAUCCAAGAGCGAUUAUUGAACCUUAUAAACAUCGAAAAGUUUGAACCAGAAAUUUGAGCAGAAGAGAGGAUAAAAUGGCUCGGAGAGUUUCUACUCUCAUUCUCUCUCUGUGCUUCUCGUUUUGUUUCGGCGCAAUCUCAUCUCAGAAAGAAGAAUAUGACCCCACGACCGAAACCAUGGAGUCGUUUUCAGGUUACCAAAUUCACGAGCCUCCGUUGGAGGGUUAUUUUUCUUCACUCGCAGUAGACAUUGAAAGUCUGCAACGAGAGAUUGAUGAGCUAUCAACUUUCUCUGAUACACCUGCACCUUCAGUUACAAGGAUCCUUUACAGUGAGAAGGAUGUGCUGGCAAGGAGGUACAUUAAAAAUUUAAUGGGCCUUUCUGGUCUUGCUGUCAGAGAGGAUGCUGUUGGGAACAUCUUUGGUCGAUGGAUUGGAUCCGAGCCAAAUCUGGCUCCUGUUUCAACAGGUUCUCAUAUUGACGCGAUACCAUACUCGGGGAAGUAUGAUGGAGUUGUUGGUGUCUUGGGAGCCAUUGAAGCCAUUAAUGUACUAAAGAGGUCUGUAGAAAAUGUGUUCUUCUUAUCCCAGAUUACUUACUUAAUUCAGACCGCCUCAUUUAAAUUAAAGGUUAACAGGUCUGGCUUUAAGCCUAAGAGAUCAAUGGAGGUCAUCAUGUUUACAUCAGAAGAGCCAACACGAUUUGGGAUUAGCUGCUUGGGAAGCCGAUUAUUGGCCGGCAGCGAGGAACUUGCAGGUCUUCUUAAGAAGACAGUGGACGGUCAAAAUGUAUCUUUUUCUGAUGCUGCUAAGCUUGCUGGGUACACAUACAACAAGGACUUGUCAAGCGUGUUUCUAGAAAAAGGGAGCUAUUCGGCUUUUGUUGAGUUGCACAUAGAGCAAGGCCCUAUUCUGGAAGAGGAAGGAAUAUCAAUUGGUGUUGUGACUGCCAUUGCUGCCCCAGCUAGCAUCAAAGUGGACUUUGAAGGCAAUGGAGGCCAUGCUGGAGCUGUUCUAAUGCCCAAAAGAAACGAUGCAGGACUGGCUGCUGCGGAAUUAGCACUUGCUGUUGAGAAACAUGUGUUGGAAUCUGGGUCCAUCGACACUGUUGGAACAGUUGGUAUUCUGGAGCUGCAUCCUGGAGCAAUAAACAGCAUACCUAGCAAAUCACAUCUUGAGAUUGAUACUCGUGACAUUGAUGAAAAGAGGAGGAAUCUUGUGAUUGAGAAAACCCAUCAAUCUGCCCUCAGCAUAUGUAAAUCUCGCAAUGUAAAGCUCUCGGAAUUUAAGAUUGUGAAUCAAGAUCCACCUGCAUUGUCCGAGGAUUUGAUCACCAAGGCAACAGAAUCUGCUUGUCAAGAACUGAAAUUGUCUUACAAGAAGAUGAUUAGUAGAGCCUAUCAUGAUUCCCUCUUCAUGGCCAGAAUAUCUCCCAUGGGCAUGAUUUUCAUUCCAUGUUAUAAAGGGUAUAGCCAUAAGCCUGAAGAAUUUGCAGCACCACAAGAUCUUGCAAAUGGGGUCAAAGUUUUGGCACUAACACUCGCCAAACUGUCUCUUUCGUAAUGCGUUCAACUGAUUUCUGAAAUAUGCUUAUGUAAAUUAUGAACUCUUCUACCACAUUUUUGAUACAUUUUUCGACUCUUUAUCUGCAUUUAUGAAACCAGGCAUAUUUUUUUGGGUCAAUUCACAUUUGCAUAUGCGUUAUAUAAAGGAAAACAGAGACAGAGCCAGAUAUCAUUACGACCUUAAGACAACAAGGUCAAAUAUAAUUACAGUCAGUUCUAUUAUCUGUGUGGGCAUGUCAUUUUUCACCUAGUCUGAAACUAGGGAUUUCUAUUUUCAAGUAAACAUUAGCUUUUAGGAUAUAAAAAGAUCGAUAUUACACCAAACUUCCCUAUUUAAUAUCUUUCUCCGUUUGAAGACUUAUCGUCCUUUGACUCUGCGUGAUCAAAAUGAUCUGAUCAUGAAUGAUGAGAGACGGGGGAUAUUGUACAUACCAGAAACUUAUUUCUAUCUGCCUCUUCUUUCUCAAUGCGUG